Messenger RNA from Frieseomelitta varia, 2663 nucleotides. RefSeq names its product sphingomyelin phosphodiesterase 4. Bases 169 to 2526 code for a protein of 785 amino acids. The record is from RefSeq and is a predicted model, not a curated record. Lineage: Eukaryota; Metazoa; Arthropoda; Insecta; Hymenoptera; Apidae. Gene Ontology annotation, biological process: sphingomyelin catabolic process; glycerophospholipid catabolic process; ceramide biosynthetic process. Gene Ontology annotation, molecular function: sphingomyelin phosphodiesterase D activity. The transcript has 14 exons.
GUAUAAAAUUCAUAAAAAUUUAGGAAAUUCUAGGGAAAUAAUUUCUAGUAGUACAGCACUGUACAGAAAGAGCUCAAAUAGUAUAUAUGGCGCGAAAUAGUCGCAAGUCAGUUAACGUUGUUUAAAUGUUAUUUCUAACAAUUCGCGCAAAAACGAAUAAAUACAAUCAUGGCUGCAUCAUCAGACGUUGCUACGAUCAAAUUACAAAGAUACUUGAACAUGCCAUUGGUUCAAAGAUGCAAGGAAAUAGCGACACUAAUAGACGAAUCGAGCACAGCAGAAUUACAACACGUGUUUUCAAUAUUAAUAGACUCAUUAUUUGGAAUAACUGAUAAUAUCGGUUGGGGAUUACAUAGCAUCACUUUUAAGAAAUGUGCAUAUGAGUACGAAACACUUUGUAACUUCCUUAAUCCACAAGGACCAAUUUUUUUUUUAUGUUAUAAAUUAUUGCCAGACUGUUACUUGAAAUACAAUUUUCCAGUUUCAUUCUUACCAAUAAAGGUACGUUCAAUGUUAGAAGAAGGAGUAAUACCACCAUUUUAUUUAGACAAAAUCAGAGACGAUCAGGGUACACGUGGUAUAUCUGCAUUAAAUAUGAAUCCUUUUGAAUAUUACAUCUUCCAUUUUGCAUAUCAUCUAACAAACCCAUGGUUGCAAGUGCAACAGCAAGAGAAUGUGUGGGUUAAUUGGGAAACUGUUUAUGUCCAAUUAGCACAUUGUUAUUUAUACCAUUUUCUACCUAGGGAUAGUUCUUCAGUUUUGCCAAUAAUUAGCCCAUACAUUAGAAAAACACCUCAACGAAAAUUGGUCCAGUCACCUGAAUCUAAGAGAAAUUAUUACAGAAUGCAAACACCACGACUAUUGAGAACGUCAAUAUUAUCACCAGGAUCUUCGAAUUCUUCCUCGAGUGUUCCACAACAACAAUGUUUACCAGAAGUUUGGAGAAGUGAGACUGUAGUUCAAGUAUUUCUUGAUUUUUGGGUAGAAUAUGUAGAGGAUCAUCAAUUAAAUCUACGAUUAAAUACAUCGUAUUCUGCAUCCAUUCCGCGUCGACACAGCAUUCAUUCCGGAGAGCAUAUACGUCUAGUGCGGGCAUUUAUAAAAACUUUACACGAAUUUGCAAAUAGCGCAACGGGUGAUAAAAGUGCGAUGGAUGAACUUAAACGAAUUAUUUUACCAUCUGUUCAAGGUAAAAUCUACACAUUCCUUCGAAAAGCCAUACAUCAUUGGCCACUAGAUAGCUCUUUUAGAUUAAUUCUUGAAGCUUGGUUAAGCUUUAUUCAGCCAUGGAGAUACUUUUCUGGUAUUACAUUUAGCAAGGAAGGAGCCGAAGAAGAAGAAAGAGGGAAGAUACAUGAUGCAUAUAGAUGGAUGCCUUUCAUCGCUCAUAACUUGUUAGCCUACACGGCAAUAUUUCAACAACUACUUCCACGAUUUAUGAGAACAGAUCUCAUAGCUCCAAAGAAUGCAUUGAUGUUAUUCAGAAUUACGAAAGUUUUCUCGCAACCAUAUUUAGCAAAGAUAAUAUGCGAAAUAGAAAGUCACAUGGACGAUGUUGGAUUAAGCAGAAGUCGAGUAUCAACAAAUCAAUGGGCUUCAAUUGUACGGCAGCAAAUUUUAGAGCUCGAAGGACCGACAUACCAAUAUGUUCUAAUGUUUUCUAUGGCUACUAUUUCACAGGUCGUAUGUUUAUUAAGCACAAUUAAACAAGCACAUUUGACAGCAACUAGUUUGAUCGAUGCAUUAGAAAAGAAAAGAAAAAAGAGGCCAUUUUUAUUAGCGUUAUGGGAAUUCUUUAAUGGUGAAGAUUAUUCUUCAGAUGAUAUUAGUAUAGAGGAAAGACGUCGCGUACCUGUUUAUCUAGCGAAUGCACAACAACAAUUAAUUGAAAUCUUCGAGAUUAGAGUAGAAGACAUUCCUCAAGUAGCUAUUGAAGCUGAUCAAGAAUACCAUGAAAGCAUUCUAUCAACAUCCUUUUGUCACCAGUCACAAAUGGAUUUCAGUUUAGAUACAAGUAAACCAGGUAUUUUUGUAUCUGAUCAAAAAGAUAGACAAACGUGUAAAUAUAUUGAGUACAUGGGAGAUCCGGAAUUACAACCAGUUCGAAGUAACGAAUGUGCAUUUCUUGUUAGAAAUUUAUAUAAAUUCUGUACAUACAUAAAUGUCAAGUACCGAUACAAGAUAACUCAAAUGUACCAUCAAAGUAAUUUUCUUGGUAAUAUUUCUCGACAAAUAUUACAAUCACCAACGAAAGUCGUGAAGCUACCAAAGCGAACACAGACUGGAUUUUCCAGUGGGCAUGAAGAACGCAUUCCGCCUCGAUUGAGUUUACGGCCUUUAGCUAAUUACAAUCUACUUGUAAUCAUAAGCCUUGGAACAUUUAUUGCUUGGUUUACAAACUAUGGAGUCUUUAUGUUUUUUGGAUUUGUCUUUAUUCUAUGGUUCGUAUACAUAAUAAUACGAGCAACGUUGGAGCCGUGGACACGAUCGACCACAUUCAGAGCUAAUACAUUUUCUAUAAAUUGAUUCUAUAAUUGAUAAAACUGUUGUAUAUUCAUGAAAAUUGAUACAAUUUCAAAUGUUGGGAUAUCAAAUAUCCAAUAGUCAAUACAAAUUUUAAUUUUUAAAGCGUCGAAUGUAAAUUAAAAUUCAUUUAAAACAGA